This is a messenger RNA of Nematostella vectensis (starlet sea anemone), 1387 nucleotides long. RefSeq lists its product as uncharacterized. The transcript has 5 exons. NCBI's taxonomy places the organism in Eukaryota, Metazoa, Cnidaria, Anthozoa, Actiniaria, Edwardsiidae. Bases 146 to 1012 code for a protein of 288 amino acids. The record is from RefSeq and is a predicted model, not a curated record.
GGUUGGUGACGGUCAUAUUGCGAUGAGUACAUGGUGGGCUACCUGUGUACUGACAAACGGCGGGAAAUUUUACAGAAACGCGCGCUCGCGCAGAGGAAAAAUCUUGUCUCCGGAAGGGAAAACAUUUUUUUAGAAAAAAAAAGAAAUGGCACGUUUUCGAUUUAUUACACCAGUAAGGAAAAAGAAAAGUACCUAUCUCAAAAACACAAACAAUGCAAAAAAGUUGGAUUGUUCGUCUAUGAGCAUGGGGAUGAGAAAAAUGCUUGAACCCACACUGGACUUGCGCCGUUUCAAACAAAAGAAACCCCUACGACAAAGUAACAAUUUCAACAACAACCUGGACAAAUUCAUUGCAUCAACAAAAGAGAAAAAAAACGAAAACUUGCCAAACGAGGGACAAAUUAAAAACAAGAAAAUCCUUUACCAAAGUAAGAAAACGUGCAGAGAGCUCUUCAAAGGUGAACCAUCAACACCGAAAAUGAGAAGUAUUAAAGAGGGUGAGAGUGAGAUUAAACAAAGGAAAGAAGAAGAAAUGAAACUGAAAGGAGAGACAAAGAAAGUAAAUGAAAUGUUUGUAUUCCCGGGAGAAACCACACCAGUUAAGGGGAAAAAAACUUCACCAAGGAAAGAACCAGUGUUUAAAAAGCCUGUAGCCUUGUCUGCUAGGAAUAUAGCAAGGCAGAAAAGGAUCAAUAAUGAAGUGCUUGAAGUCAUACGGAGAACACAGAGAAGUAUUGAAGCCUUAAGAAACCAAGCAGCCCUGACUUCAUCUUCAGAGAUAGUGACCUCCAGCAGUGCCCCCCAAGGCCGAACACUCUCACAAGGAAUGACUCAAUAUUCCUCAAAGAAGGGAAGAAAAGACAUGCUAAAUGUACAAGUUUCUGUGUAUAUUCCACAAAAGGGAAUCCAGAAAUCAAAGUGUGUGGUGCAAGAAUCUGGAAGUGUUGAAGAGGAAUAUAUUGGCUACAAACAUGACCACUUGCAAGAAAACCAGGUCAUAGAUCUUAUAUGACCAAGUAUUUAUUAACAAUUUGCACACCUUGGGGCAGUAGCAUAAAUAUUCAUAUAAGAUGACAAUAAUUAAGAUCGCUGUAUAAUGCAUAAUCUAACUAUAAACAGGGUGUUAUUUACAAAUAACAUUAUGAUAUUGGAAGUCUGUGCUAGUGGACUUCUACCAUUGGUAGACUAACAGUAAGGCAGAAGUGAUCUUGGGCAUGCCUGUGUCUGUAAAGUACAAAAAAUCAAAAGUAAUUCGUUAAUAAAGUAAUUUCAAUUACAAAAUACAUAAAAUAUUUGAGUUCUAAAAAACUGAAGAGUACUGUAAUGGAAAAACAGGAAUUUAAACUUGCAUGCCAUAUACAUGAAAUAUUUUUCUUUUUACCACACU